This is a messenger RNA of Empidonax traillii (willow flycatcher), 5994 nucleotides long. RefSeq names its product multiple EGF like domains 9 (gene MEGF9). Gene Ontology annotation, molecular function: extracellular matrix structural constituent. Gene Ontology annotation, cellular component: basement membrane. Gene Ontology annotation, biological process: axon guidance. Lineage: Eukaryota; Metazoa; Chordata; Aves; Passeriformes; Tyrannidae. The record is from RefSeq and is a predicted model, not a curated record. The transcript is spliced from 6 exons. The coding region runs from base 1 to 1557 and encodes 518 amino acids.
AUGAGGCGCCGGCCGAGCACCGCGCUCGCCCUGCUGUGCCUCUCCGCCCUCCUGGCCGCCGCCGCCGCCUCCGCGCUGCCGCCUUCCAGCACCGCGCCGCCCUCGGAGCCCGGCAGCGGCAGCGGCGGCCCCGCUGAGGGCAGCCCGGGUACGGUGCCGCCCGCACGGCCCCGAGGCACCGCCGCCGCGCCCGCCCGGGGCAGCCCCGCACCGCCGCCGCCCGCGGAGGAGGUGCGGGAGGAGGAGGAGGAGGAGGAGGAGGAGGCGGUGGCGGAGGAGGAAGAAGAGGAGAAGGAGGAGGAGGAGGAGGUGGAGGAGGCGGCGGCAGGCAGCGGCCCCGCAGGAGAUCUGUGCAACUGCAGCUCCGUGGGCAGUGCUGGUGUGUCCGAAUGCAACCGCACGACGGGGCAGUGCCGGUGCCUGGCCGGGUACGCGGGGCUGCGCUGCGAGAGCUGCGCCCACGGAUUCUACCUGGAGCAGGACACCCAGCGGUGCCAGCCCUGUGCCUGCAGCCCCACGGGAUCCAGCAGUGCCCAGUGUGACCACUCUGGGAAGUGCCAGUGUAAGGUUGGUGUCACGGCCCUGAAGUGUGACCAGUGCAGUGACGGAUAUUACAGGUUUAACGAGACCACGUGUGAGCCCUGUCGGUGCAACAACCACUCCCAGACCUGCGACAGCUCAACAGGCACCUGCCUGAACUGCCAGGAGAACACCGAGGGGGACCACUGUGAGCUCUGCAAGGAGGGUUUCUACCGCAGUGCCCAUCCUGUCCACACCUGCAAGCGCUGCCCCUGCUCCACCGUGGCAUCCACCGGCACCUGCCGCAUACAGCCUGGUGAGACCGUGCCGAGGUGUGACCGGUGCAGAACGGGCUACACGGGCCUCAACUGCAACCAGUGUGACCAGGGCUACUACAACUCGGACAGCAUCUGCGUGAGGUGCUGGUGCAACGGGAACGUGGACCCGGCGCGCUCCCCCAGCGUGUGCCGGCCCGACAGCGGGGAGUGCAUCGGCUGCCUCUACCACACCACCGGCUUCCACUGCGAGCGCUGCCAGGAGGGAUACACCCGGGACCCCGAGGGCAACAACUGCACCAGGAAAGAAGCCACUCCCAGCCCAGAAACAAGGGAGUUCACAACUUCUGCUCCAAAUGCCACCAAGGCAACAUCAUUUUCCACGGCAGUGCUGAACAGUACGUUGUCACCAACAACUCUACAGACGAUAUUUCCUGUCAGCUCCUCUGACAACAGCACCUCUGCCUUCGCAGACGUGUCGUGGACUCAGUUCAACAUCAUUAUCUUGACAGUGAUCAUCAUCGUUGUGGUCCUGCUGAUGGGAUUUGUGGGUGCCGUCUACAUGUACCGUGAGUACCAGAACCGAAAACUGAACGCCCCUUUUUGGACCAUUGAGCUCAAGGAGGACAACAUCAGCUUCAGCAGCUACCACGACAGCAUUCCCAACGCCGACGUGUCGGGGCUGCUGGAAGACGACGGGAAUGAAGUGGCACCGAACGGACAGCUAACGCUGACAACUCCCAUGCAUAAUUAUAAAGCUUAGGAGAGAUCCAGCUAUUCCAAAGUUGGCUUCAAAAAGCUACAGGGCUUGUGGAAGGGGUAUCAGGAUCCGUGCCAAGGCUCCAGGCAGAGGAAUUCGCUCUUCAGAUACUCUAAUGCUGGGCGUGCUGUAGCUUGCAGGUGAACAGAGGGCAGUGUGGUACAUCCGAAUUCCAGGUAACGUGGGGAAAUGCAUUCAGUGUCCCGUUCUCCAUAAAGAUCCAUAGAAUUCACUGUUGUCAAACACUUGAUUGUGCUGAUCUGAAAACAUUUUGUUAUGAAGAGGUGGUGGGGUGGAGAGAGCAGAACCCCCCCUGAGGAAUCAGAAGCUACUUGGUUUCCAGCCAACCCAACACUUGUGUCUGCAUCCUUUAGUUUGAGAAGUAGCUCAUGAAUUAACAGUGGAAUAUCAGGAAACAAACCUUUUGGAAGGGCAUCAUUUUGGUUCCUGAUAGAAAUUUGUUUGAAAGGAGGACAAAAAAAAAAGGGAAAUAAUUGUUCACUGUGCUACCAAAAGGCAAGUAGAGGAGUGAGUUGCACACUUGAAAAGAAGUCACCAUUAUUUGUUUCCAGUAAGCGGGGAAACAGGAAAAAAAAUCAUGAGAACAUUUGAAUUAGGGAAGAGACUAAGCUUUUCCCUUUCUGAGUAUUUAUACAGGGUGAUGAUGCUAUUAAAACAUAGCAAUCCAGUUUUUUCUAGAAGGAGUUAAUGAACUUGUAUAGUUUCUGUGCAAGGGAAGACGACAAGACAUCUCAGGGUUGCCGUGUAAAAAUAAAAGCCAGGCUUAAUACCCUACCCUGAUAGAAAUGGUGUGUUCUGUAUAUAAAAUGUAAUAUAUCUUCUUGGAAUUGUAUUUGUAAUUAUUUGUAAAAAAGACAACCAACCAACCAACCAAAAAAAAACCCCAACAACAAAACCAUGAACCCCUUCCUCAACCUCCCCUACUCCCCAGGUCAUGUUUUAUCCUCUAGAUUUUAAUUGUACAGAGGUUAGUGGCGUUGCUAAAAAAAAACAGAAACAAAAACAAAACACGAGGAUUGUUUAAAAUACUGUAAAUGAGAUGGCAAUAUUGUUGGAGCUGGGCCUCUGGCAAACAACGACUGCUUAAAGCUUUUCUUCUAGUGUCAUUGAAUAACUUUCUUUUUUAGAGAAAUUGUGAGUGCUCCCUACUUGCAUCUGUCAAAUUUUGCCAUUCCUUUAAAUAUAGAGUGAAUACCAGUGUUGCCAUGACUAGGGCCGAGUAGGUGUCCAAAAAGCGGAUGUACCAAUCUGUUGUUUGCUUUUAAGUCUCUAUCCAAAAUGCAAAUUCACUGUCACGAACACACUGAGAGCCUGGUCUCCAUGGCUGAGGUUCUCUGAAGCAGCUGCUCAUCGGGUGAAGGGUUCCCUUUGCCAUCUCCGAUGGGGCAGGUGUGCCAGAGGGCUGAGCACAGCCUCCUGGCCUCUCGAGGGGCAAAAGCAAAGGUCUCCUGGAUUUGGGUGGAAACAGCUUUGAGAUGAAGAGCUCACAGGGGGCAGAUCUGCACUUCAGGGCUCCACAGGUAAAAGUGCACCAAUGGUGAUUUCAGGAAUUCAACGAAGCCCCAAGGUGGUGGGGGGGAAUCAGCUGUCAAACAAACCUGCAGGGAACAGGUUUCAGAGAGUCCCCUGAUUUCUGUGGGAGGCUGGUGGGCUGUUUGCAGAGGGAGAACAACAAACAGGCAGCACAGCACAGGGAGGUCACACCAGGGAGCUCUUCAAGUUGGUCCCUGCAGCCUGUGAGCCUCAAGACGGGGUCCCACGCCUGGAAAUCAACCCACUGCAUUGAAACAGGGCGUGCAACAAAUAUUUCACCUCGCUCCUGCCCAACCCCAGAGCUGCAGCUGUGUUGCUGUGCGUGUUCACCAGCAGUUAAUGGUGAGGGUCACUUUAAGCAGCUGCUAAAGGUCAGCAGGCUGAUGCAUCCUCAGAGCCAGGAAAAAGUGGGUGUUUCUCCAGGUGAAAAAUGGUAGGGAGAACAUGGUGGUUAUUUGUUUGCUUGCUGGUGCUGCAUGGGGGCUUUUCUUAUCUUUGGAGGCUUGGGGGGGGGGGGAAAUAGGUGCUUUAAACACAUGCACAAAGAUGCCAUUUCUGCCUCAAAAUUUGAAUUGAAUAUGAGGCACAGCAAGGCAGGAGGGAAAUAGUUGAGGUUGACCAAGGGAAAUGGUGAGGGCAGAGUGUGGAAUUGCAUAUAGGCCCAAUGGAAAAGCUGCUGUUGCCUGCUGUGGGCCUGGGUGAGGUCCUAUAGUUUAGGUAAUAAAUCUGGUUGAUGUCAUUCAUAAAAGGGUUACUUUUAGUUAUAAAGUGGGGGAGGACUGGAGGAGAAAAUCUGAAUAUUGCUAAUCCUGGAGUUACUCACCGAACUCUUGAAGAGCAGAGUGGUGCUGAAAUAGAAAAUUUCCUCAAAAUUAUAAUUAUGUAGCAGUGGUAAUCUAGUGAUACACUUGCACUUGGUCACUUCAUAGGGUGGGGUAAGGUGAUUUUAGGAAGUGUUAGUUUUGGGGACUGAUACUGGAGGGCAAAGUGAAGGACAGACCGUUCACUUUAAUGUUUCUAGAAUACUUUAGUAGAUCUUUUAAUCUCUUGCCACAAAACACCUCUUUUCAAAUUUUGGUAUGACUGGGCUGCUUUGUAACAGGAACAGACUUGGAUUUUUGUCUCGCUGUGGAAAUGAGGACCAUCUGCUCAAGCAAAGCGUGGGCUCAGGUGCUGAGCCCUCCUAGUCCCUGCCUGCCACAGCACAGGAGGUGUUGGCACCUGGGCUGCUUCUGACCUCCAGAGUGCUCCAAACACUCUGUGUAUGGGCAGAUGGGGAGGUCAGGAUGCAAAGGGGGGGUGGUACAGCUGUUGUCUGUGGGUUGCACAUCUGGAUGAAGGGAUGUAGACGGCCUGGCAGAUGUGAUGGGAAGCCUGGGUGGGCAGGAGGGACCUGUCUGCCCAGGCUUGGAUGGCAGAGGAAGGCACAGGAUGUCCUUUAGCAGGGCACAGCGAGGAUGUGGCACUGGCACAAGGCUUGUCAGGUGGCAGAAUGACUCAGCAGGGGCCCACCAGCCACCUCCUGCCACCCAGGCCUUGGCACACGAGAACAACGGUUAGAGGAGGAGAUCGAUGCCUCAGCAAGGAAGGAAUAAACAGCUUUGUGUUUGGCUUUGGUGAUGUGAGACCAGAUCCUCCGUGCUCUCAUCAAUCAUGCAGCUUCCCCUGGUACCACAGAGGGGAGGAAGAGGCUGAGCUAGUUCUGCUUCCAGUCAGCUCUGACUGGAGACAGUGCAGAGCUCAAACACCUAUGCUGGGUAACGAAGGUCACCAGGACCAUGACCUGUGUCAUUGCUUGUCAUGAGGCUUCCCAAGUGCUCAGGCCACGCUGGGGUAAGGGCAGGUAAACCAGAAAUGGACUCUCAGGGCUUCUUUGAGGCCCAGCUCAGCAGCCAGCGAGGCAGGGGGAGGCAUCUUGUAGGGCUGAGGUGGCAGUACAUGUACAUGUGGCAUUCCUGAGAGGCCACCGGGCAGCACCUUCUGCAAGGGGGGCAGUGGUGAGGAUGUCCCAGACAACGGGGUCAUGGCAUGGGACAGCAGCUGCAGAGCUCAGAGGUGGCACAACAGGGCAGGGGAGGCUGGAUGGGUGCGGAAAACCACCUCAAGACACGAUCCUUGGGGUCAUGAGGGCCGGGCUGGUCCGUUUGGGGUGAGCCCAGUCCCACAGUAAAGGCAAGAGGCCAGACUGGAGCAGGUAAAGGGCACAAAGGUGUGUCAGGCAUGGGGGCAGGCUGGGAGAGCAUUUGGUGUGCACAGAGCGCAGCAGACGUGCAAGAAGGGGUUGGGUUAAUGAGAAUAGAUGAUCUCGAGUCUUGUGAACCACCGUGGCUGGAAAUAGCUGCGAGGAGCGCUGGCCCUGGGGAGCUGUCAGGAGAUGUCAGCCCCUGGAAUGGUAAUUCCCUUCGACCAGGCUGAGCAGACUUAGCACACUGGACGCAUUUAGGAAAGAGGAGGGGAUGUAUUGAGCUUCCUUCAGGUAUCCUGGGCCAGUUAACCACUGCUGUGCAGCAUUGUUACCUUCAGUGUUACAGGCAAUGUAAACGUGGCAGGAAGUUUGCACAGUCUCCUUUAAAUAAAGGAUAUAAAAAUACUUUUCUCUUUAAGGUGAAGUUUUAGAAUGAGCUCCCACAGGACUCUGCUCUUUGUGUGUCAGAGGAAUGGAUUAAAAUAAGAAAAAUGUGGGCCUUAAAAAUUGUACUUGCUCCCAACUGAAACCCAUCAGUCUCACUACACGUCCAAACACGGCGUCUCCCAAGCAUAUGCUAUGCUUACAAAUGCAUUUCUAAAAAGAAAAAAAAAAAGUGUAUGAUUUGAAUAUAUGUCAGAAUUUAUACAGAAGAAUGUUAUUUAAAAUGAAUAAAAAUAAAUGUAUAUAAUUUGUAUCUA